UACUACUAUAUAGACAGAAUAGAAAUUAUUUCUAUUUGACCUUUUUCUUUCAUUUUUUUUUUUUUUUUUUUGAGAUGGAGUCUUGCUCUGUCACCAGACUAGAGUGCAGUGGUGCAAUCUCGUCUCAUUGCAACCUCUGCCUCCUGGGUUCAAUUGAUUCCCCUGCCUCAGCCUCCCGAGUAGCUGGGACUACAAGCGUGCACCACCAGGCCCAGCUAAUUUUUAUUUAUAUUUUAGUAGAGACGGGGUUUCACCAUGUUGGCCAGGAUGGUCUUGAUCUCCUGACCUCAUGGUUUAUCCACCUAGGCCUCCCAAAGCCUUUUUCUUUUUUCUGCUCUAAUUGUCAUGAACAUAUGUAAUGGCUGUAGGUUUACUUAAAAAGAAUCAACUUGGAAUGCUCAUUUGGUUUAUUUUCUUUCUAAUUCUCCAUAUUAUUUUUAUGUGAGGAAUGGAGAUAAUUUACAAUUUUUAUUGUGUGCUUAUACUUUCAUUCAUUAGCAUAGUUAUUUGAGUUCCCACUAAAUGUAGGGAUUUGUCUCUAAAGGCCAUGGUUAACACAAUGAAGAUGUUUCAACAUCCCUACAUUUAGUGGGAACUCAAAUAAAAGAUAUACCUUGAAACUAUUGUGGGUUCAGUUUCAGACUACCACACAAAGCAAAUAUUGUAGUAUAUUGAGUCAGACAAAUUUAUUUUGUUUCCUAGAGCAUAUAAAAAUUAUGUUUACACUAUACUAUAAACUAUUUAGUGUGCAAUAGCAUUAUGUCUAAAAAAAAGUGUAUACCUUAGAUAAAAAAAUACUUUAUUGCUAAAAAAUGCUAAUAAUCAUUUGAGCCUUCAACAAUUUAUAAUGUUUUUGCUGAUGGGGGAUCUUGUCUAAUUUCAAUAGCUAUUGAUUGAUUGGGGUGGUAGUUACAGAAGGUUGGGGUGGCUGUGACAACUUCUUAAAGAAGACCACUAUGAAGUUUUUCACGUCAAUUGACUCUUCCUUUCAUAAAAGAUUUCUGUGUAGCAUGCAAUGCUUUUGAUAGCAUUUUUUUCCUGAGUAGAACUUCUUUCAAAAUUGAUGUCAAUCCUCUUAAACACUGCCACAGCCUUAUCAACUAAGGUUAUGGAAUAUAUAAAUCUUUUGUUACCAUUUCAACAAUGUUCAUAGCAUCUUCACCAGGAGGAGAUUCUCUCUAAAGUAACCAUUCGUUCAUCCAUAAGAAACAAGACCUCAUCCAUUCUCUUUGUUAAGAGCUUGCAGCAAUUCAAUCACAUCAUCAAACUCUACUUCUACUUUUUGUUCUUUUGCCAUUUCCACCACAAGUAUAAGAUCACUAAUUGCAGAUCACAAUAACAGAUGUAACAAUAAUGAAAAAGUUUGAAAUAUUGAGAGGAUCACUAGACUGUGACACAGAUACACAGACUAAACGCAUGUUAUUAAAAGAUGGCUCUGAUAGGCCAGGUAUGGUGGGUCACAGCUGUAAUCCCAGGACUUUGGGAGGCCAAAGCAGGUGGAUCCCUUAAGGUCAGGAGCUCAAGACCAGCCUGGCCAACACGGUGAAACUCCAUCUACUAAAACUACAAAAAUUAGCUGGGUGUGGUGGCAGAUGCCUGUAAUCCCAGCUACUGGGGAAGCUGAGGCAGAAGAAUUGAUUGAACCCAGGAGGUAGAGGUUGCAGUGAGCUGCGAGAUCAUGCCACUGUACUCCAGCCUGGGUGACAAAGUAGAAAACACUGCGUUCAAUUUAAUCUGAUGCACAAUAAAAUGGAGGACCAUAAAAUGUGCUAUGCUUGCACUUACAAUAAAAAGUAGUGUAACAGAUGCUAAUUUAGUAGAUAAGUGUGGCUAUAUUCCAAUAACUCUUUUAUCAGAAAGUAUUAUACUUAAAUAUAUUCCCAGAUACCAAUAAGUUUUAAUGUAAACUAAUACCAUAAUGUUUAUCACAAUUACUUGCACAUAGUGGAAGAUAACACAGGGUCAUGCAGUUGACUAAAACUAUGCCAGAAAAAUAAUAACUGGAGGUUGAGAAGUGGCAAAGUAAGGUUGACAGGAAUUGAGUUAAACCUAAGGAAAAUGAAGUCCUAUCAACGAUUAGAAAAGAAACAAGGAGCCAGGCAUGGUGACUCAGGCCUGAAUCCCAGUACUUUGGUAGGCGGAGGAGGGUGGAUCACGAGGUCAGGAGAUGAGGAUCAUCCUGACUAACACAGUGAAACCCCAUCUCUACUGAAAAUGCAAAAAAUUAGCUGGGCAUGGUGGCAUGUGCCUUUAGACCCAGCUAUUUGGGAGGCUGAGGCAGGAGAAUCACUUGAACCCAGGAGGCGGAGGUUGCAGUGAGCUGCGAUUGCACUUCUGCACUCCAGCCUGGGUGGCAGAGCAACAGUCUGGAUGGAAGGACUUUUAUUAUUGUUGUUGUUGUUAUUAUUAUUAUUAUUAUUAUUAUUAUUAUUGAGACAGAGUUUCACUGUUGUUGCCCAGGCUGGAGUGCAGUGGCACAAUCUUGGCUCACUGCAACCUCCACCUCCCGGGUUCAAGUGAUUCUUCUGCUUCAGCCUCCUUAGUAGCUGGGAUUAUAGGCAUGUGCCACCACACUCAGCUAAUUUUUUGUAUUUUUAGUAGAGGUGGUGUUUCACCAUGUUGGCCAGGCUGGUCUUGAACUUCUGACCUCAGGUGAUCCACCCACCUCGGCCUCCCAAAGUGCUGAGAUUAUAAGCGUGAGCCACUGUCCCCGGAGGAAGAAUUUAUAUUAUGAAUAUAAGCAGGCUUACUGGUGGUAAGUUAGGUGUGGUGCCAGAUAGUGGAGCAAACUAGUCUGGGGGAGACAGGAGCUAGCGUCCUUAGUACUGGAGCCAGGUUGCUGUGGCAGGAGCAGUCUCCCAAAGAGAGCAAGGUGUGGGAGAAAGAGGAAAGACUCAGUUUCUAGCUCUCUAUUUCCACAUUACUCAGAAAGCAGACAACUGUCUCAGGCUGUCUAUUAGGGCUUUCAGUCGAAGAUGCUUAAAAAAAUUUUAAAGAUUCACUCUCCCCAUUCCACUCUAGCAUUCUUCCACCUACUUGCAGAUAAAAUUAUAAGUAGGGAAUCCACAAAGAGAAUAAAAGUUUUAAAUUUACAUAAGUAGUGGAAAUAACAGUAUAAUACAAAUGAAUUCUGGUUUAGAAAAUCAGGCAGCAAAUACGAGGGAACUUCAAAAAGUUCAUGGAAAAACUGAAAGAUAAAAAUAGGCCAGGACCAAGCAGAGUGAAUCACACCUAUAAUCCCAUCACUUUGGGAGGCCAAGGUGGGUGGAUCACUUGAGGUCUGAAGCUCAAGACCAGCCUGGCCAACAUGGUGAAACCCCAUCUCUACUAAAAAUACAAAAAAUUAGCCAGGCCUGGUGGUGUACACCUGUAAUCCUAGCUACUUGGGAGGCUGAGACAGGAGAAUCAUUUUAACCCAGGAGGUGGAGGUUUCAGUGAGCUGAGAUAGGGCCAUUGCCCUCCAGCCUGGGCAACAGAGAAGACUUCAUUUCAAAAAAAAGAAAAAAAAACCAGGUGUGAUGGCUCACCCUGUAAUCUUGACACUUCGGGAGGCCACGACAGCAGGAUGGCUGGAGCCUAGGAGGUCGAGGCUGCAGUGAGCCAUGAUCUUGCCACUGUACUCCAACCUGGGCAACAAAGUGAAACCCUUUCUCAAAAAAGAAAACAGAUAAAAAUAUAAAACAAACUUUGUUUUUCAACAUAAGCUCCAUCAAGUUUAAGACACUUUUGUAAGCAAUGAUAUCAGCUAUUGAGUCCAUCCCCAAAUAAAUAAGGGUCCUGGCUAUUUAAUCAUGUUAAUGCAGUCUGUUUACAUUGUUAACUAAAGAAAAAUGGGUACCCUUUAAAAAAUUUUUUUUAAAGAUUAGGAAAGAACAAGUCAGAAGAGGACAAAUUAGAACUCAAAGGUGGAUGCCUAAUGAUUUGCAACAUUGAAAUUCAAAAUUGCCCGUGUUUGAUGAGAGGAAUGAGCAGGAGCAUUGUCCUAGUGGAGAGGCAAUCUCUGGCAAAGCUUACCUGGGCAUUUUUCUGCUAAAACUUUGGCUAUCUCUACACACUCUCAUAAUUUUUUUUUUUUUUUUUGGUAGAGACAAGGUCUUGCUAUGUUGCCCGGACUGAUCUUGAACUCCUGGCCUCAGUGAAUCCUCCUGCCUUGGCCUUUGAAAGUGCUGGGACUACGGGUAUAAGCCACUGUACCCAGCCUCAAAACACCUUUGUAAUAAGCAGAUGUUGUUUUUUGGCUCUCCAUAAAGUCAACAAGAAAAAUGCUCUAAGCAUCCCAAAAAAAAGUUCCCAUGACCUUUGCUUUUGACUAAUCUGCUUUUAUUUUGACUGGAUCACUUCUGCCUCUUGGUAGCCAUUGCUCUGUUUGUGCUUUGUCUUCAGAAUUGUCUCCUGGUAAAGCCAUAUUUCAUCUCCUGUUACAAUUCUUGGAAGAAAUGCUUCAGGAUCUUGAUCCUGCUUGUUUAAAAUUUUUAUUGAAAGACAACUAAAAUUUUAAGUAGGAAAACUACCAAGAGAACAAAAGUACUCUUGUCUGUUGCUGAUCUGAGUGCCUAUCAAGUUUCAGUACCUAUCAAGUGGAAAGUUGGCUCAAGUUUAAUUUUUCUGUCAGCAUUGUGUAAGCUGAACCUACUGAGACAUCUAUGAUGUUGGAUAUUGUAUUAGUCCAUUAUCAUACUGCAAUAAAUAACUACUUGAGGCUGGGUACGUGGCUCAUGCCUGUAAUCCCAGCACUUUGGGAGGCCAAGCCAGGUGGAUCACCUGAGGUCAGGAGCUCAAGACCAGACUGGCCAACAUGGUGAAACCCCAUCUUUACUAAAAAUACAAACAUUAGCUGGGCAUGGUGGUGAGCAUCUGUAAUCCCAGCUACUAGUGCAGCUGAGGCAGGAGAAUCAGGGAGGCAGAGGUUGCAGUGAGCUGAGAUAAUGCCACUGCACUCCAGCCUGGGUGACAAGAGUGAAACUACAUCUAGAAAAAAAGAAAAAGAACUACCUGAGAGUGGAUAUUGUAUAAAGUAAAGAAGUUUGACUCACAGUUCCUCAGGCUGUACAGGAAGCAUGGCUGGGGUGCCUCGGAAAAUUUAAAAUCAUGGCAGAAGGGGAACACAGCUGAUCUUCACAUUGCCAGCAGGAGACAGCAAGCAAAGAGGGAGGUGCUACACACUUUCAAACAAUCAGAUCUCAUGAGAACUCUGUCAUGAGACAGCACUAGGGCGAUGGUGCUAAACCAUCAGAAACCAUGCACAUGAUGCAGGCCCCUCCUCCAACACAUCCUCUCGUUACAAUUCUACAUGAGAUUUGGGUGGGGACACAGCCAAAUCAUAGUAGAUAUUGUCUGUGCUAUAAUCACUGGUACUCUUUAAUGAGAGCACAUACAAGAUGAAUUUUUUCCUCCCGAAUUGCUGUGAAUGAUCUGCUUCAGGCUUCAUCUUCAACAUUGUCUCAUCUCUUAAAAUGAGUUAUCCAUUUGUAAGCUGCAGAUCUCCUUGGGGUAUUGUGCCCAUAACCUUAUUCGAAGCAUCAGUGAUUUCACCAUUCUUCCACCCAAACCUCACCAUAAAUUUGAUGUGUGUUCUUUCUUCAAUUUUAGCAGAAUUCAUGUUUCUCUGAUAAAAGGGAUCUUUUCUAACUGUCUUAUUCUUGUUAGUGUCCCUCACCAGGUCCUUUUCAGACAUGUUAUAAAAAGUUAGUUUAUUCUGGUGCAAAAAAAAAUUUGACAUCCAUACACACUUUUAAUAAUAUAUAUUUUCUAUGAAAAUUUUGAAGAACACUUUAUAGAUGAAUUACAGGUUAUCAAAGUUUUCCUGGAUUUUUCAGGCUUUAUUCUUAACAGUUUUCAAGAGAAAGGGCUUGGAGAAACCAAAGAACGAAAAGGGUUGCAGAUAGAGUUUUGAGGGAAAGAAAAAUUGACAUACUCACGUCUUUAACCUGGGCAACAAAAGUUAUGAGUCAAGGUAUUUCAUCACAUGACUUAGAUUUUAUGAUGAAAGUUAUCGAUAACUUAGGUUUUAUGAUGUUUUUGUGGGUUUUUUUUUUUUUUUGGUCAUUUUAGAAGAGGGAAGUUUUAACUGCCACAUCACUGAACAGUGCCCCAUUCCCUAUUCUCACCACUGGUAUGGUUGAUCUUGUUUUUCUUAAUGUGGUACAUAUUAAUAAAAUUUAUGAGAUCUAAGGCCUAUUGCAUUUGAGAGAUUAACCAACAUAAAUUGUAUGCUUUUAUAAAACCUGUUAAAAUGGCAAAAAUGGUUUGACAUCUUUAAUGAACAAAGUGAUCUAAACUUCAUAAUAUGAAUUGGCAUUACCUUGAACACAUUGCAUCGUGAUUACAUGAAAGAUUUGCUGAAAUGGUCAGAGACUACUACAUCUUAAUAGUAAACAGUUGUCUUGUUUGUUUCUUUAGUUUUUUUGUUUGCUGCUUAGCAUCAGGACACCCGCCCCUUGUGUGGGAAAUACACAAUUUUGUGACCCUAUGGGUUGAAACCCAAAAAGCCUGAUGCUUUUUCUCAUUCCUAGCAACCAAGGGAUAGGACCAAAUUGGGUCAAUUGAAUGCCCUUGCCCCUAACUGUGAACAGAGUAGUGUUAUGAAGAAGGAAUAAGAGAUUAGAAUCAAUGCCAGUAUCCUCCAUUACCCCAUCAUGUCCAGUACCUGUGGUCCCUUAGCCAGCCUGUACCUUUGGCCAUGGUACCAGCUAACUACUUUCCCUAUGUCCCCAAGUUAUCUGGUAACCAUUCAGGAAAUUAUUUUCCUAAAGUAUACAAAAAACAGUGUCAGUUUUCUCCUGACUGAUUCAGUCACACUUCAGAGAUGUAGGAAGACUAUUAGCAGCUGAGGGAUGCUGCCAAGGCCAGUGUCUGGGCUCUGCAGUUUUCUAACUUGUGAUAUUGGGUCACCCCACUAAGCAGGAGAGCAGCGACUCCAUCUGGCUUAAUCAUUAUGGGAUGGCCAGCUCCCAGCUCCAUGCCCUAGGCAAACAGACAUUCAGUGCAUAUUUAUUUGACUUUGACUCGAUUGAAGAGAACAGUAACACUAUACCCUAGGUUUGCUCAGUAUCUAUUACAGAUUUUGAUCCUGACUGCUUUUAGUCUUAAUUUUUUUUAGCAAGAAAGAACUAAGAAUGAUGACACUAGGCUUUAAAUUCGGGUAAACAGGAGGCUGGGUUCUUUGCCUAAGCAGAAAUGAGGAAGUCAAGAGGAAGAGAUUAAAUUUCUGUUGUAAUAAAUUGAAUCUGCUAAAUGCCAUGGCUUUUUAAUUUUCUUAAUCACAAGUUAAACCGGUUAUGUUGCUGCCUAGAUGGCUAUAUAUUUGUUUAAAGUACAGCAGUCCCUCCUACUGGACUUUGAUCCUGCAAAAACAACUGUUAUCUAACUCACCCUCAGACUGUAACUGGAACACCUGCAUGAAGAAUAUUCUUUCAUUUUUUAAAAAAGGUUUUGCAUAUAUAUGAUUGAAGCUUUCAAAAUGAUUAGAAAACUUUUUAUUGUUCUACUUUUGUUGCUUGUGACUAUAGAAGAAGCAAGGUUAUUAUCUCUCAGUUUUUUGAAUAUAGAGAAAACUGAAAUACUAUUUUUCACAAAGACUGAAGAAACCAUCAUUGUAAAUUCAAGCUACAAAGAUAAACAGCCUAAUUCCAGCUACCUCUUUGUAAAAAUAGAAGAUCCUAAAAUGCUGCAAAUGGUGAAUGUGAUCAAGAAGAUUUCAUCAGAUGGUACAAACUUUACCAUAAAUCUGGUGACUGAUGAAGAAGGAGAAACAAAUGUGACUAUUCAACUGUGGGAUUCUGAAGGUAGGCAAAAAAGACUCAUUGAAGAAAUCAAGAAUGUGAAGGUCAAAGUGCUUAAACAAAGAGACGGUCUUCUCCAGGAGUCAAUGCAUAUUGAUAGAAAUAUCCUAAUGCUUAUUUUACCACUAGUACUAUUGAAUAAGUGUGCAUUUGGUUGCAAGAUUGAAUUACAGGUGUUCCAAACAGUAUGGAAGAGACCUUUGCCAGUAAUUCUUGGGGCAGUCACACAGUUUUUUCUGAUGCCAUUUUGUGGAUUUCUUUUGUCUCAGAUUGUGGCAUUGCCUGAGGCACAAGCUUUUGGAUUUGUAAUGACCUGCACAUGCCCAGGAGGGGGUGGGGGCUAUCUCUUUGCUCUGCUUCUAGACGGAGAUUUCACGUUGGCCAUUUUGAUGACUUGCACAUCAACAUUACUGGCUCUGAUUACCAUGCCUGUCAAUUCUUAUAUAUACAGUAAGAUAUUAGGGUUGUCAGGUACAUUUCAUAUUCCUGUUUCUAAAAUUGUGUCCACACUCCUUUUCAUACUUAUACCAGUAUCAAUUGGAAUAGUCAUCAAGCGUAAAAUGCCUGAAAGAGCAAACUUCUUGGAGAAAAUAAUUAGACCUCUGAGUUUUAUUUUAAUGUUCGUAGGAAUUUAUUUGACUUUCAGAGUGGGAUUAAUAUUUUUAAAAACAGAUAACCUAGAGGUGCUUUUGUUGGGUCUCUUAGUUCCUGCUUUGGGUUUGCUGUUUGGGUACUCCUUUGCUAAAGUUUGUAUGCUGCCUCUUCCUGUUUGUAAAACCGUUGCUAUCGAAAGUGGGAUGUUAAAUAGUUUCUUAGCUCUGGCCAUUAUUCAGCUGUCUUUUCCACAGUCCAAGGCCAAUUUAGCAUCUGUGGCUCCUUUUACAGUAGCCAUGUGUACUGGAUGUGAAAUGUUACUAAUCAUUCUAGUUUACAAGGCUAAGAAAAUAUGUAUGUUUUUCUUACAAGAUAAAAGGAAAAGAAAUACCCUAGUCUAACAAUUAAAGCAUUACUGAAUUCCUAUUCUGGGUAAGGCACUGUGGGAGAGUCAAAGAAUAACUACAAUGAUACCUGCUCUAAAGCCAGUUAUAGUCUAGUUAAAAAUCUGACAUUGGGGAUAGAGAAUACAUAUGUGUAUGUAUACACACACACACACACACACACACACACACACACACAUUCAUACAUGCCAAGCACUCAAUGAGUGGUGGAGAUGAUAAUACAAAAGUUCAAAGGAAGGAGACAACUUUUCCACUGUGUUGGUUUGAGAAUGUUUUAUAGGCUAUGAUGUGAAUAUGAUACUUCCAGUGGUCUCCUAAAUGAGACAAAGUAAUAAAAAAGUGAUUACGAUAUAUCCUAAGUAUUUAAAUAAGGAACACCCAUAGAGCAGACAUUUGGUCAAUUCUCAUUCAGUGAAUGAAUUUGUAAAUUUCUAUUUGGUGCUCUCAUUAGCACAUCAAAAUGAGUGUGUUUUAAAGUAAAUGUGGCAUCUCUGCUCUCAGAGAUGAGCUUUCUCCUGUCUUCCGUGUUAACCCACCAGAGGCGUUACCAUUUACCCUGAAACACAGGGUCAGCUCUUCCACCUCUUCUCUCUUCUGUCUUCCUUCUUUACAGUCAACGUAGUUCCUACAGAAACAGCCUAUAAUAUGAUUGCCAGUGCUCUUCUCAGUUCUCAGUGCUAUCACUUUUUUUCUGCACUCUAUUGUUUCUUCCCUAAACCUUUCUAAAUUGGCUUCCUGCUUUUUCCCUAUUUCCUAGCCUUAUGAUUGAUUGUAGGCACAUUCUUUAAUCUCCUUAUAGUCCAGUUUUCUCACAUAACAAAUGAAGCUAAUGGUGUCAACUCCAUAGAUUGGAGGGUAUACAUGUACAGGGCUUAGAAGAGUGCCUGGGACAUAGUAAGUGCUAUUAUUUUAUCAGUUUUAACUUUCAACCCUGGUAGAUCUGCUGCUAGUUUGAAAUAGCAAUCAUAUAACUAUGUAUGGGGCCCAAAACGGUCAACAUUUUCUAUCACUACUGUUCACAAUCUUGAUCAUAGAAUUACAUAAUUUUUAUUUACUUUGCCAGUUGAUAAGAUAACCAAGGCUUUUUUUUAAAUGCCACCAAAACCAAUAUAUGACUACCAAGAUUUGUGCAAAAUAAUGAUAAUUGCCUAAGUAGAAUAUGUUAUUCUUUUAAACGGAAAUACCCACUAUGGGUUUAAAUAGAAAUACUUUUGUCCAAAUUUAACCUACAUAAUGUUUUUGUUUGUUUGCUUUUCAUUUGGAGAUGGAGUCUCACUCUGUCACCCAGGCUGGAGUGCAGUUGGUGCAAAGUCCACUCACUGCCUCCUGAGUAGCUGGGAUUACAGGCGCCCACCAUGAUGCUCAGCUAAUUUUUGUAUUUUUAGUAGAGACGGGGUUUCUCCAUGUUGGCCAGCCUGGUCUUGAACUCCUGAUAUCAGGUGAUCCAAACUCACCCUCCCAAAGUGCUAGGACUACAUACAUACUCUGAAUAAACGUAUUUUACUACUUGGGAGAUGGGACACCUACCUUUCUAGUUAUACUUUAUUAUUAACCUUGUGACCUUGACCAAGAUACUUUUCUUCACUUUAGUUUUCAAAUUUGUUAAAUAAAGAGAUUCAACUGAAGGUUAGAUCUUAUACAACUCUGUAAGUCUGUGAUUCCGGCAUAGAACUGUAGAAUCUAGUGUUUUGAACAGGGUGAUAGCAUAAAGUAAUAAAGAUUUAGGAUGAUGAGAAUAGUUGCAUACUACAUUUGCUUUCUAAUUAGGUAAAUAAACAUACUAUGAGCUUCUUUAGGACAAGGAUCACUUACUGCUUUUUAAAAAAUUUCCUACUGUUAGCUCUGAAAGAAAAAUAAAUCUUGGGGCCCCCAUAUCACAAAGCUAAAAGGAAAAGUCAAGCUGGGAACUGCUUAGGGCAAACCUGCCUCCCAUUCUAUUCAAGGUCACCCCACUGCUUACUGAGAUAAAUGCAUUCUGAUUGCCUCCUUUGGAGAGACUAAUCAGAAAUUGAAAAGAAAGUAACCAUUUGUCUCGUAACCUGUGACCUAGUAGACCCCUCCAGCUUCCACUUUUCCUGCCUUUGCUUCCAGUUGUCUGGCCUUUCCAGAUCAAACCAAUGUUCAGCUUACAUAUGCUGUCUGAUGUCUGAUAUCUCCCUAAAAUCUUUGAAACCAAACUGUACUCUGAUUACCUUGGGCACAUGUCAUCAUGAACCCCUGAGGCUGUGUCACGCGUGUGUGUCCUCAACCUUGGCAAAAUGAACUUUCUGAAUUAACUGAGACCUGUUUCAGAUACUUGGGGUUCAUGCUCCGCAAUGAUUGAAAAGAGUAGGUCCUUAUAAAACACUUACUGAACAAAUUAAUCAGUGAUGUCUAUGAAGGUCAGGAUCAGAUACUCUGGAGCCACACUGUGCUUGGGCUGCACUUCUAGCACUGUCCGUUUACCAGCUGUGGAACAUUUUGGUCAAGUUACUUGAUUUCCCUAUACCCAAAUUCAUGUUGAAAAUAGCAAUAAUGGUAGCACCUACCUUGUGGUAUUAUUAUGAGGAUCAAGGGAAUGAAUAUGAGCAAAGUCCUCAUAACAAUGCCUGACACAUGGUAAGCCCUAUUAUUAUUUUUGUUACUUUUUGCUUAUUUAAAGAAUCUGAUAAAGUAGUUGAAAGGGCAUGGAUGGGAUUUGGAAUAUAUUUUAUUUCUUUAAUAGAUGUAUCAAGGAGGACAGACUUUACAUAGUAAAACUUGUCCAAAAAUAUGGAUAGGGUUGGGGUGACCCAAGUUAUCCCUUAAAAAAAAAAAUAAGAAUGAGAGGCAUAAAGCAGAUUGUCUGAUCAGUUGAGUUCAUACUAUUUUAAACAGCCACAAUUAGAUAAAGAUCCAGAGAUAGAAUGGUUAUGCCAGUUUUUUUUUUUAAGUUUCCAUCUCUUAAAGGAGACGAUUUUAUGAUACACGUAUUUUUAUGUCUUGGAAAGCUGAUGGCAUUAUAAGGGUAUGUCAAAGUCUUAACCAAUAUAUGCCACUCCAAUCUGUUAUAUCUAAACACGAGACCUGAUUAGAUAUCCUUGUACGCUCCAUCCUUGAACAGCUGUACGUGAUGUAUAUAAAUUUGAUCAUUUAAAUCAAAAUCCACUUAAAUAGUUAUUAUAGCUAUGAACAUUUUGGCCUGUGGAACCCGAAUUAUUUUUUAAUGAAGAGAGUGAUUAUUUAAAAGAAGUCAUCUCCAAAGACUAAGUGUAGUUGGCAAGAUGCCCACAAUUUCUGGGGAUUGAAUUCUUGUGGUCCCUCUUUAUCAUACAAAUACAGAACGAGGAGGCACCUGUUGCCUACUGGGAAGGAUGACCAGACUAUUUUGUGUCCUCACAAAGGCCACCCUUCCCUAGAACUCUCUUGUGUACACUCGGCUGUCUAGGAAAGUGUCAGGGACAUUGGAUCUCACCUCUCCUUCAUGCUGAGGUUCAGCGUAAAUACAGCCUCUCCAAUAGAUGGAAGUCAGCUGACAGGAAAGGAUACCAAAGGCCUCCAAGAGGGAACUCCCCUUAGGGAAGGUUGGAAGAGUGAGGAGCUGGACAUCAUGCCAGGAAGCAGAGUUUGUGCUCCUGUCCUCUGCCCCCCACAACCACCUGGACACAGCGGAUUUCUUAGGUUUGGGAACAAUGGGUGCAGAUGAGACUGUAGUUUUCAAAACUGCUCCUUUGGGAACUCAAGGACCAUGCAUCUCAUACUGAGGUGUCUGAAGCCAUCCUUCACAGCAUCAGAGAAAAGAUCCUUUGGAUUUGUAAGACAGUUUGCACCUUUGCCACAAUUGAGUCUGAACCCUAAGACUUCCCUGCGCACUGGCAGAUUUUCAUUUCACUUUCAGUAGCCAUUUGGAAGCGGAAAGGCCUCUUUGGACCGAAAAAAAAAAAAAAAAAAAAACACAACAACUGAAUUACCUGAGAAAAAAUGUGAAGUAGCCACUGAGGUGAGGCCUCUCAGAGAAACUGGACUUCCGGCUCACCUGACAUAAGAAGCUUGAAAGGUUUUCUUUGAAGAGAUAAGAUAUUUGAUAUUUAAUUUAUUUGACUUCAAAUUGGUUAUGCUGAUUUUAGCAGCUUUUCAAGUCACUGAAUCCACCAUGUUCAUUUACAUAAACAGAAGAUGACUGAUGACUUUUCUGCCAAAACUUAGGAAAUAUUAGUUGGUUAUGAAUGAACACUUGUCAGCAUGCAGUUGGCAAGAUUUUUAUUUUAAGAUGAUUGGCGAUGAAAAACCGAAAAACUAGCCUCUCUCUUUUUUUUAAUUUAAGGAAACAAAAGUAUCAUUUGAUAGAGACAAAAAGAGGUAUCCAAACUGGGUACUCAAGGCAUCACUCCUUUUUGAUAAAAGAUAUUUCUUGCUCCUUGUGAGGUGUGAGAAUUGUGUCCAGUCCACAUCACUCAUCUCUAAGACAUUUCAUUUCAAACGUAUUGGUGACAUCUUGUCUUUUGAUUAAACGAAGAGAAACAAUAACUUUCUAAGGAAAGAGCCAAAUAACUAACUUACUUCCCUGGUCCAGUUAUAGUCAGGACAUCUUAUAUUUGUGCUCUGCUUUUUGCACUAUAAUGAUGUAUGGGACCAUGAUGUCACUCUCUUUAUUCAUUUAUUUAUUUAUUUUGAGAUGAAGUUUCACUUUCGUUGCCCAGGCUGGAGUGCAAUGGUGUGAUGUUGGGUUACUGCAACCUACAGUAGUCAGAGAAAAAUUUUUGCUUCUGAGGCCUUCAUUGUGGGGUGUCAUUUUCUGAACCCCAAAACUUUGAAGUCAGUGUGUUUCACUCUCUGCUCUUGCUGUGUGAACCGAGGACAAAUCACUUAACUUCUCUGACCCUCAGUUUCCUCAUCUGUUUGACAAAGCUAAUCAUACCUUUUUCAAGAAACUGUUCAAACUUUAAGGAAAAUAAUGCAUACAGAAACACAGUUCAGCCAGGCAUGAUGGGUCACGCCUGUAAUCCCGACAUGGGAGGCUGAGGGGUGGUGGAUCAUUUGAAUCCAGGGGUUUGAGAUCAGCCUGGGCAACAUGGUGAAACCCGGUCUCUACAAAAGACACAAAAAUUAGCCAGGCGUGGUGGGGGGCAUCUGAAUACUCAGGAGGCUGAGGCAUGAGAAUCGUUUGAACCCGCCAGGCGGACGUUGCUGUGAGCUAAGAUCACGCCAUUACACUCUAGCCUGGGCGUCAGACAGAGAUUCAGUCUCAAAAAAAAAAAAAAACCAACAAAACAAAAA
Messenger RNA from Callithrix jacchus (white-tufted-ear marmoset), 14014 nucleotides. Its product is annotated as sodium/bile acid cotransporter 5. The record is from RefSeq and is a predicted model, not a curated record. Gene Ontology annotation, cellular component: membrane. Lineage: Eukaryota; Metazoa; Chordata; Mammalia; Primates; Cebidae. Gene Ontology annotation, molecular function: bile acid:sodium symporter activity. Gene Ontology annotation, biological process: bile acid and bile salt transport.